Molecule: messenger RNA, 1547 nt
Organism: Hemicordylus capensis (graceful crag lizard)
Lineage: Eukaryota; Metazoa; Chordata; Lepidosauria; Squamata; Cordylidae
Product: hepatic lectin-like
Exons: 8
Coding region: 41-853 (270 amino acids)
Molecular function (GO): signaling receptor activity
Source: RefSeq, a predicted model, not a curated record
UUUAGUAAGGCUGGAGUGGGCCCGGGCCCAAGACGUGAGGAUGGGCCAUCUGGACAUGGCGGGAAACAAAACCUUCUCAGCAAAUGCUCUAUUGCAGAAACAGCCUUGCCUUGCCAUGGAUGGUGUCUACGAGAAUGAAGCUGACUGCUGCAAGGGCAAGUUCAAGAGUGACAUUGUUGGAAACCAAUCGCCCCACACCUGGAAUGUGCCCCCAGCACAUGCAACAAAAGAAUCAAUGGCUUCUGCCCAGGGAUAUCGGGAUGAUGGGCAGGGAUACGAGUCUCUAAGAUUUCCUGACCAGCAAAUGAAGAGGAUUCCAGAGACAGGAGUGAAAAUGGAACCAGGUAGACGCUUCUUCCUGAUGUAUCUUCUGUUGGUACUUUGUUUCCUCCUGAUCUUCAUGUUUUUCGGGAUUCUGCUGGGCAAAGUACUGAAGCUUUCUUCGGAAGUAGGGUUUCCAUGUGGAUCCAGAAGCCGGGAAUGGGAGUACUUUGAUGGCCAAUGUUACUACUUUUCUGUUGAAACUGUUACUUGGCAGAGGGCUAGGUCUCAGUGCCAGGCGAAGAAUUCAGACCUGGUGGUAAUUCAUGAUGAGGCCGAACAGAAUUUCAUCCAGUCUCGAACCAGGAAAGAGAAAUUCUGGAUCGGACUCCAUGACCUGGAUAUUGAAGGGGAAUGGAAGUGGGUUGAUGGCACAGAUUACAGAACCAGCUUCAAGAAUUGGAUGUCGGGGGAACCCAAUGACAACUUCAGCAAAGAAGAUUGUGCCCAAAUCAGUGUGGCUGGGGAAUGGAAUGACAUAUCCUGUAACCACACAGACUCCUAUGUGUGUGAAAAACGUUUGCCUUCCUGAAGAAACACAAAACACAAUGCAUACUUUUUCAGCCCAUCCAAACAGAAUUGCAAGGACAAGCUCUCCCUCCAGAUACUGCAUGUUGUGAACCAAUCGCUUUAGACUGUUAUAGGUUUUGUGCAGCUAAAAUGAAAAACAGAGUCAAUAAAAUCUUCCUAGGUUAAAGUUAUUUGCUGUUUGUUUCUGAGCAAUAGAACAAACAAGAAUGCUGUUCCUAAACUUCUGCAAUUGAAACCAUCUCUUUGCGUUGUCAGCAUGAGGACACGUUCACUAAGGCGGUUAAGGCGGUUGUAUGAAACAAGCAUAAAUGAACUCCACAGGAGAUCUGCAUAUGGCGAACUGGCAGUGCUCAAUUUCUAGGAAAAUAAAUAGAUGUUAGCAUGGUCCACUUGCCUGGAUGCCCUUAUAUAUAGAUUGUGCAUUAUGGUGUUUUUUUCCCCUGUUUUGUUUUUGGCCCAAAUGCGAAACACCCCCAUUUUGUUCUUUGUUCGAAAUUGCAAAAUCAAAAUCUGAAAUGUAUUGGAUUUUAAAAAAUGGUCCUGGGGGAAAGGGUGGAGGUGGUAGUGCACAAUGGGUGUAAGCUACCAUCCACAUUUCAGAGGAAUUGGGCAAAGGGCUGAUUUUUAGUGAAUUUUUGAAGUUUGAGAUUUUCCCUAUAGGGAAUAAUGGAGGUUUCAGCAAAAGUAUAGCUUCA